Messenger RNA from Falco peregrinus (peregrine falcon), 1383 nucleotides. RefSeq names its product BPI fold containing family B member 6 (gene BPIFB6). The record is from RefSeq and is a predicted model, not a curated record. NCBI's taxonomy places the organism in Eukaryota, Metazoa, Chordata, Aves, Falconiformes, Falconidae. Gene Ontology annotation, molecular function: lipid binding.
AUGUCAAGGGUUUGGUGCAUUUUAUUCCUCGGUGGCUGGCUAGCAUGGUCAGGAGGAGCUGCUGGCCCAGGAGCAAUCAUCAGGAUUGAUCUUGGAAUGAUUGACUCAGCCAUGGUAGCAUCCAUGCGUGGACACGUGGCAGCGCACAGGCUCCUCCCUGGGGAUUUUGUGCUGAACUCCUCGUCUCGUGCAAAUCUUCCAACAGUCUCCACUGCUCUGAAUGAGAGUGAUGUUCUGCAGAAAAUGGCAGAAGCCACAAAAAAAGCGCCGAACACCAAACCCAUCAAAGGCAUCUCGGGGCUGAAAGUGAAAGAUCUCCGUCCCCCGGUGAUAGCGCUGGCACUCUUGCUGGGCUUGGGGCUCUUCAUGGCCAUCUUAGUCCAAAUGACCAUCGCUGGGAAAAGCUUUAUAGGAGGAAACAUGGAAAUUGCCCUGGCAGCAAACCCGACGGCCAGCAGCCGGCUGUGGCAGGACGCCAUGGGCAUCCCCAGGUUCAGCUCCAAGAACUGCCACAUUGCUCUCGUUAGCGUUAAAACCAACCUGCCCAGCAGAAGCCUCCAUGCAAGGUUUUCUGACACUUUGUGUCCAGCUGUGGAUGAAGCACUCAAUCUUGUGAAUGCAAAAUUCACCACCAUGACUUCCGAAAUCCCUCUUGGGUCUGCUGGGACCCUCCAAUACGCUUUGCUGACCCCCGCCCCCAUGACCAAUGAAACUUUCAUAGAGCUGGAUUUGAAGACCAUUCUCCAUGAAAAGGAGGGGAAGGAGGUUGACAUUCCAAUGGAGCAGCUACCUCUUACUUGUUUGCCACCAAAGAGGGAUGCUGCUAUCCAGCUCAUCCUGUCUGCAAACUUCUUGAGUGCUGAGCUCUCUAUCCUGCGGUCAUCCUUCAACCUGUAGAUCAGCAAUAACAUGGUUCUUGGGCUUCCCCCACUGGUGACUGUGAUGCUUGGAACCCUCGUUACUGAAAUUUCCAGGGUGCUGCCUUCAUCACAGCCAGUGGUGAUUGAAAUGCAGGGAGUCAAAGCACCGGUGGUGACCAUAACCACAGACAAAAGCUUUGUGCAGCUCUUCAGCACCGCUGAGUUUUGGGUUUCCCCUUCAGACUCUGCUCCCAAAAAUCCUCUUGUCCUGGAUGUUCACAGCAACCUGGAGGCACAGUUUGCCAUUGCAAAAGAAAAGCUGCGGCUCUCCCUCGCUCUGCAAAGCCUGUCUCGGGUGGCCUUGGCUUCCUCCUCCCUGGGAACGUUUGACGAGCUUCUGCUGAAAGGAGUUUUGGCAGAUAUAAUUCACAUGGCUUAUGUGCCAUCGAUCAACAGUAAGCACGGCUAUGGCUUCAUCUGGGGAUUCGCUAUCUAUAUUGAUCACAAGCAUAUAGUCCACUGA